AUGUCCAACGGCCUGUGCCAGACACAGUGUGUAGCAGAGUACGCAUAUGCCGUGAUUAUCGGCCGGAAUUGUUAUUGUUCGAAUGAUGUCCCAGCGAGACAAGUCGACACGGAGGAUUGCCAUGAUCCAUGUCCUGGGUACCCGCCAGAUUACUGUGGCAAUGCCACAGCGGGGUAUUAUGCGUACUUCAAUCUAGGAAGAGCGGCUUCUGCAACCGUGCAGCUUUCGACGGCCUCGAGAUCUCUCGGAUCGCUGGUAUUUGGUUCGGUGACCACUAUCUCGUCCGCGGCACCGUCGACGAGCGCGCCUACAAGCACGUCGACAGAUACCAGUUCCAGUAUCCUGGCGAUCCAACAGUACAUCCAGUCGGCGUUGUCGACUCAGUCCGGUCCAGACGCCACGGAUGCGUGCUUUCUGAACGCAGGCAACACUCGCUAUACCUCUCCUUCGUGGUAUCAAAAUGCUCCUACUGAGGUGCAGAGCUACUUCUCGUCCACACACCAGGACAGUUCGGCUACAUGUGCGUCUCUCGCAGAGACCCUAUUUGCAAACAAUACGCGUCAUGGCUUGUCGAAAGGUGCCUUGGCUGGCAUCAUUGUCGGGUCCGUACUGGGAGCGCUACUCCUCGCUGCUUUGGCCAUUUUACUCUGUCUGUGCCUCCGGCGGCGCAAACGGCGAUCGGCUGAGCGGGACAGCAUGGACGAGAAGAUGAGUGAGAGCCACAAGGGAGUGGCAGCCGCUGCCAUGCCCACGCAGUUCGAUAAUGAGCACAGCUCCGAACACGAUUUUGACGACCACAUGGCUGUACAUGACACUAUUGUCCACCAUGGCCCAACAUACCAUACGGAGACAACAAUCACGCCCUCUACGGCAGCCACAGUAACCACCGAACACCGACCGAGCUCGCCAUUCUUUGGGUCGCCAGCCAGUCGCACGGCUGUGGCUGCGGCUGCGUUGGCAUGGGCCAGAGAGAACGAGCAUGGUUCGUCCCCUCCUCGGGCUCCAGCACACGUUGAGAACAGUGCUACCGAGUCUGGAGCAUCGUCCGUGUACGAGACGCCAUUCGAGGCACCUCAGCAACAACAUAUGUUCUCACCUACCCACAAUGGCCACCAGACCACAAGGCCAGAACCACCUGCACGCACAAAUACCGCGCAGGAUUCAUAUAUCCUCCAUCAGCAAAGCCCCUACCCAGCUCCUCCUGCGUCUGAACUUCCUGCAGCGACGCACAACGAACAGACUAUCCCGCGAAAGCCCGUUGGCAUCCUAAAGAACAGCAUUAAUGACUAUGAUAGCAACGGCAGACGACGACGAGACUCGGAGAAGUAUACGUUCUAUAACGACGACCAAGGAGAUGACGACGAGCAUACGUUCCACGCGCGAUGA
Molecule: messenger RNA, 1386 nt
Organism: Cyphellophora attinorum
Lineage: Eukaryota; Fungi; Ascomycota; Eurotiomycetes; Chaetothyriales; Cyphellophoraceae
Exons: 1
Coding region: 1-1386 (461 amino acids)
Source: RefSeq, a predicted model, not a curated record